AUGCUGCUGCAACCCACAACCUCAAAACCUCCUCUGAAUCUGCGCAACAAUGGGCAGAACAACAACGUGCCCAUUUCAUCAAAUUUCUCUUAUUCAGUCUCUAUUCCAUCUGGGUUGUGCAAUUCAGCCGGUGUUAAACCCAUUAGGACCAAUAAAGAUGUAGUCUUUACAUGCCGAAUCUCUCACACACAGGUGCAUAGUUAUGGGACAGUUGAUUUCGAGAAAAGGCCCGGGGCGAAAUGGAGCAUUGUCUACAAGAGGAUACUUAAUUUGGAGGAUCCGAAUAAGGGCUCCGCUGCUGUGUUGAAUCAGUGGGAAAUUGAUGGGAAUCGGUUGUCCAAGUGGGACCUUUCUAGAGUUAUUAAGGAGCUCAGAAAAUUCAAGCGUUUCAAGCUUGCCCUUGAGGUCUAUGAGUGGAUGAACAACAGGUCAGAGAGGUAUAGAGUAACCACCAGUGACACUGCUAUCCAGCUGGACCUCAUCGCGAAGGUACGUGGUAUUUCAAGUGCCGAAGAAUACUUCCAGAAGUUGCCAGAUUCCCUAAAGGAUAAACGCGUGUAUGGUGCCCUUUUGAAUGCUUAUGUGCAUGCUAAAAAGAGGGAAGAAGCUGAAUCCUUGAUGGAUGAAUUGAGGAUUAGAGGUUACGCUUCCAUGUCACUGCCCUAUAAUGUUAUAAUGACGCUCUAUCUGAAUUUUAAAGAGUAUGAGAAGGUUGAAUUAAUGAUUUCGGAAAUGAUGGAGAAAAAUAUAAAAUUGGACAUAUACUCCUAUAAUAUUUGGAUGUCGUCAUGUGGCGCCCAAGGAUCUGUAGAGAAAAUGGAACAGGUCUUGGAAAAAAUGAAGCUGGACACAACCAUCAUUCCCAACUGGACAACAUACAGCACGAUGGCUACAGUGUACAUUAGGCUUGGGGAGAUGGAAAAGGCUUUCGGUGCUCUGAAGAAUGUUGAGGGCAGACUUACUGGCAGGGAUCGCAUUCCUUAUCAUUAUUUGAUGAGUCUUUACGGUACGCUAGGGAAAAAGGAGGAAGUAUAUCGCGUCUGGAAUGUAUACAAAUCCCUCUUUUCCAGAAUACCGAAUUUGGGUUACCAUUCUUUGAUUUCUUCUCUUGUUAGGUUGGGUGAUAUUGAAGGUGCUGAAAAUAUUUAUAAAGAAUGGCUUUCGGUUAAGACAAUGUUUGAUCCUAGAAUAGGGAAUCUUCUAUUGGGGUUCUAUGUUAGGAAUGACUUUCCAGAUAAGGCUAAAGCAUUUUUUGAUGAAAUGAUUGAGGUUGGAGGAAAAGCAAAUCCAACGACAUGGGAGAUUCUGGCAGAAGACCAUAUCAGGGCUAAGAGAAUAUCUGAGGCUUUGUCUUGCAUAAAAAAGGCUGUCUCAGCUGAAGGAUCAAGGAGCUGGCGACCUAGAAUUGAAAAUGUUUCCUCCAUUCUUAUGCAUUGUGAGAAAGAAGAUGACAUGGCAAGCAAGGAAGUUUUAUUGGGGAUAUUGAAACAAGUGGGUUGCCUCGAUGAUGAAAUUUACAUGUCAUAUGUCUUCAACAGAACACUUACUGGGGUUGAACCAACACUUGAGAGGGACCAAAGUGGCGAUGAUGAUGAAUCUGAAAUGCUUCUCAAACAGCUUCAGGGAAGCUUGUGA
Molecule: messenger RNA, 1635 nt
Organism: Oldenlandia corymbosa var. corymbosa
Lineage: Eukaryota; Viridiplantae; Streptophyta; Magnoliopsida; Gentianales; Rubiaceae
Source: the annotation of a GenBank genome assembly